Molecule: messenger RNA, 1839 nt
Organism: Schistosoma curassoni
Lineage: Eukaryota; Metazoa; Platyhelminthes; Trematoda; Strigeidida; Schistosomatidae
Source: the annotation of a GenBank genome assembly
AUGCCUUCAACUCAUAGUAUAUUAGUUCCGUAUGUACAGAAAAAGGAAGCUAUAAAUGUUUGGGACAGCUAUAAAAAUGGAAAACCAUUACAACUUGUACAUCGCAUUAACUCGGUUGCUAUUUCCGUAACACCUCCUUACAAGUAUGGUCUUCCAGAUGGAUAUAAUGUCAAUCUUUACAAAUGUGAUAGUGAUAAACGUUUCCGUAAAUUAAGUGGAUUUUCGGCCCGAGUAGUUUGUUGUAAUUUUAGAAAUGAUGGGAAACUUGUCAUUGUGGGUGAAGAAGGCGGAACUCUGCGUAUUUGUACUACGGACAAAAACAAGUUUCAUCUUCGGAAGAUGAAAGCACACCAGGGUUCUAUUUCAACAGCUUCAUUUUUUUACGACGGGUUACGUGCAGCUAGUCUUGGAUCAGAUGCAAGUGUUCGAAUUUGGGACGUCACACUGGGUUCCCCAUUAGGACGUUAUGCAGUUUGCAAUGGAAGCGAAGUUGCUCGUGGCAUGGUAACAGGCAGAGUCGACAAUAACCUCUUAUGCUUUGGUGACCUUAAUGGAAAUGUUGCCAUUUACGAUGUGCGCGAGCCAAAAUCCGUUCAAAAAAUCACAUUUCCGUCUGCGGUCUCUGCUCUUGCUCUUAGCAAGACGGAUAAAAUUUUGGCUGUUGCUGCUGGUUCAGUUGUACAGUCCUGGGACUUCUCAGCUCAGAAAUUUCAUGACUAUGGAUCAAGUCAAGACCUACAUCUUCAUUACAAAGUUAUUACUGGUUUAUUCAUUGAACAACAUCCCAUUACAGAUGAAGAAGUACUUUUAUCUGUUUCGCUAGACAAGCUCGUCAAGUUCACCAGUUUGCUGGAUGGUAAAGAAUUGUAUCAGCUCCAAUGUUCAUCGCCUUUGACUGCUAUAGGUGUCACGCCAAAGUGUGGAAGUCUUGUAAUAGGAGGAGAACAUGGUUUCGUUAAAAUCAAACACUACGACUCGAAAAUAGACACAUUUGUCUCGGCAUCAUCUGAGGGGCAAAACAAAGCGUCUUCUAGUGACACAGAGGAUCCAUAUAUGAGUUUAUUGUCUCAGUUUUCAAAACCAAAUAAAGGCGAUCGCUUUAUGUCAAUGAAAAUGAACGAAUGGCUAGAAGUACCCUUAAAUGGUUCUCGCCGUGCUCCCAGGGACUGGUUUUCACCCGAAAAAUUUAAAGCAACCGAAAGGCCGUAUGUCCCUUUAAUUCACCAAAAAACGGAAAUAUCACGCAGUGGGCAGUCGUUUUACUCUCAAACACUGACAAAUACAUAUAAUCGAGUAGACGUUCUACUUAGACGUUUUAAUCACUCUCGUGCGUUGACGUUAGCUUUAACCUAUCGAUCAUGGAUGCGUCGCUUUAAAAGAAAAACCAUUCCUACCCCUCAAUAUUGUUUAAACUUAGCACUUGCUGUUGUACGAGAAUUAAUAAGAAGAGAUACGUUAGUUGCCGCAAUCGCAGGUAGAGAUAAUCGUCAGUUAGAAUACAUUUUUGGAUUUAUUUACAACAAUAUUUGGCGUAAAGAUUCAUCUGCAGUUUGCUUAGAAUUAUAUCACUGUAUAUUAAACACAUAUACUGCUGAAGAACUGAUGAAAACCCGUGGAUUCGCGAACGUUACUAGACUGCUCGAACUUACAUCUUCAAACUUCUAUGCCCUAGGCAGAAUCGUAGACACAAUUGUAUAUCAGUCCCGCGAUUUACCGCAUUCAAAAAAUGAGCAAGUUGUAGAAAGUAUGUAUAAUUAUUCCUCAUCUAAUUCAGAAAAUUCACCAGAAUGCAAAGCAACAUCUGUAACUAAUAAGCGUAGAAAACUUAAUGUUACUUAG